AAGGUUGAGGAUGAGCUUCGGAAGCUGGAGGCAGAUGGUAUCAUUGAAGAGGUCACUGGCCCGACGCCAUGGGUCUCGCCCAUUGUUGCAGCUCCUAAGCCUAAAGCUCCAAACAAAGUAAGGAUCUGUGUUGACAUGCGGCAAGCUAAUACGGCCAUAGAAAGAGAACGUCACAUCACUCCCACCAUGGACGACGUGAUACAUGAGUUAAAUGGAGCUACGGUGUUCUCUAAACUGGACCUGAGAGCUGGAUAUCACCAACUAGAGCUGCAUCCAGACAGUCUCUCUGGCGUCAAGAACCUCAGUGAUGACAUCAUAGUCUACGGCGCUUCUCAGAAGGAACAUGACUACAACCUAAGAGCGCUGUUCCAAAGACUCAAAGAAAGCGGUCUCACACUUAACCGUGAAAAAUGUGAGUUCAACAAAUCCAGGCUUCAAUUCUUCGGUUUUGUUUUCUCAGCACAAGGUGUUUCAGCUGACCCCAAGAAGGUCGCUGCAGUUCAACAUGCUGCAGAACCACAGACUGUCAGUGAAGUCAAGAGCCUGCUGGGCAUGGCCAAUUAUUGCUCCAGGUUUAUAAAAGACUAUGCCUCUAUCUCUGAGCCACUUCGCAAGAUAACCAGAAAGGACCUGCCCUGGGAAUGGGGUCCAGAACAGCAAGCUGCAUUUCAAGCACUAAAGAACGGUCUAACAAGUGACACAGUUAUGUCAUACUUUGACCCAAGCAAAGAGACUGAGUUAGUUGUGGAUGCUAGCCCUGUCGGACUGGGUGCUAUUCUCAGUCAAAAGGAUGAAAAAGGAGAAAAGCAUAUAAUAGCGUAUGCUAGUCGAUCUCUCAGUGAUGUGGAGAGGAGAUAUUCACAGACAGAGAAAGAAGCUCUGGCCAUUGUGUGGAGUUGUGAACACUUCCAUCUGUACAUUUAUGGUCAUCCUGUAACUCUAGUAACUGACCACAAAGCUCUGGAGAUUAUAUGGAACAACCCAAGAUCAAAACCUCCUGCCAGAAUUGAGAGAUGGGGACUAAGACUUCAGCCCUACGACUUCAAGAUGGAGUACAGAAAAGGAGCUGACAACCCUGCUGACUACAUGUCCCGUCACCCCAUCCGUUUUGACACAGCUGACAACGCACGUGCAACGAAAGUGGCAGAGGAGUAUGUUAACUUCAUCGUGAGUAAUGCGAUACCAAAAGCUAUGACACUCGCUGAGAUCAAAGCUGAGACUCUUAAAGACACAAUCCUUCAAGAGUUCAGUGAGUGCAUCAGACACAACACAUGGAACAAAAUGGACAAGUCACGUAAUACAGACAUACUAAAGCAGUUCAAACAAGUUAGCAGUGAACUAUCAAUAUCACAUGACUCAGACAUCGUACUGCGGGGGACUAGAAUAGUUAUUCCCACUUCCCUACAAGAGAGAGUGCUACGGUUAGCCCAUGAAGGACAUCAGGGAAUUGUUAAAACUAGAACACUACUCAGAACCAAGGUAUGGUUUCCAGACAUUGAUCGAAAAGCAGAAACAGCAGUACGCAGUUGUCUCGCAUGUCAAGUCAAUACACCAGUUACACAGAAUGAGCCACUAAAAAUGUCAGUUCUACCAGAAUCUCCAUGGCACAGUGUGAGUGCAGACUUCUAUGGACCGCUCCCAACGGGAGAGUAUUUGAUUGUUGUCAUAGAUGAUUACACACGUUAUCCAGUUGUCGAGAGUGUAAGCUCAACUUCGGCAAACACCGUCAUUCCGGUCAUAGACAAGGUCUUCUCAAUGUUUGGGAUCCCCAGAGUUGUAAAAACCGAUAAUGGACCGCCAUUCAACAGUGAUCAGUUCUCCCAGUUCGCAGACUAUCUAGGAUUCGAACAUCGCAAGAUCACACCGCUUUGGCCCCAAGCCAAUGCUACAGCUGAAAGAUUCAUGCGGACCCUGGGGAAAGCUAUCCGUGUUGCGGACACACAGGGAAUGCACUGGAAACAACAACUGAACAUCUUCCUACGUGAGUACCGAUCCACACCUCACAGCACAACAGAGAGCUCACCCGCUGAACUUUUAUUCCAACGCAAGAUGUUCACGAAGAUUCCUUCAUUCACUCAAACACCGAGUAACAGUACAGAUUCUGAAGUGAGAGCAAAGGACAACAAGGCUAAGGACAAAAUGAAAUCUCAUGCUGACUUUCAUCGUCAUGCCAAACCACACACACUUACUCCAGGGGACACUGUACUUCAUCGUCAGCCCAAGAAAAACAAGCUCACCACACCAUACAACAACAAGCCAUACACUGUGACCAAUACCAAAGGCUCCAUGGUUACAGCGGCUAGAGAUGGGCACUGCAUCGACUACAAAUAA
Molecule: messenger RNA, 2331 nt
Organism: Labrus bergylta (ballan wrasse)
Lineage: Eukaryota; Metazoa; Chordata; Actinopteri; Labriformes; Labridae
Source: RefSeq, a predicted model, not a curated record